ACGGGCGGGCCAGCACGUGUCCAGCGCUGCGCUCCUCACGCAACAAUAACAAGCAACUGUAACACUUAAUCUCCCAUACUGAAAAAUAUAUUCACUGAUGAGUAGUAGCUUUUGGAGGUGUUUCUUGAAGAUGAGUUUAGUGUUAGUUUGAUAACUAGUGAAGAGUUGGUGGCAUGUGUUGAGUGUGGGUGGUAGUGUAGUGCCAGGCACAACCUCAAGACUGCUCAACCCCCAACCUGCUGCUUGCCGGCGCUCUAACCGACCCCAACCUGCUUACUUUGCGUUCUUAGUGAACCCGGCCCUCUUACCGGAGCUCUAACCAACCCCAACCACCCGAACGGCGCUCCUAUCGAACCUCAACCCGCUUACCAGCACAACAAUCAGCGAGCCCCGACCUGCUUACCGGCGGUCUAGCGAACCCCAACCCGCUUACCGACACCGGCCGCCGCCGACAUGAGCAGUGAGCGCAAGUCCUUCUGCAUUGAGUCGCUGUUGUCGCGAGAGGCUGUGGUGGCGGGCGUGGGCGGUCGUGGCACCCUCAGCCCCACUGACCUGACCUCUCACGAGGUGACCUCGCCUCCCCACACUCCCCCCCUCAGUCCCCUCUCCUCACCCCACUCUUCACCUCUUUCUAUGUCCCCUGCCGUCACCUCCUCCGCCAUGUUGAACCGUGCCACCCUGCUAGGGGGAGCCUCGGCCCCCCUCAUGCCCCCCCACCUCUACCAGUACCCGGGUAUGGGUAUGCCGCCCGCCUUGCUGCCCGCCCAUGCCUUCACGCCCACCUCCUCGCCCCUGCUGGAAGCACAAGCCUUCAGCGCCCUCAAGUCUGGAGCGACGCUGCCGCCUGCCGCACUAGACUGGUUCGCCAGGGCGGGACUUAUGUAUCCCCGCCUGCCUCCAGAGUUAGCAGAAAACGGACUCCAUUUAUACAGUAUGGGUCAGCACAACCUGCUGGGCAAGACCAGACGGCCUCGCACCGCCUUCACCUCCCAGCAGCUACUCGAACUGGAGAAGCACUUCAGGGAGAACAAGUACCUAUCUAGACCUAAGCGCUUCGAAGUAGCCACCAGCCUCAUGCUCACAGAGACUCAGGUCAAGAUUUGGUUCCAGAACCGACGGAUGAAAUGGAAGCGAAGUAAGAAGGCAAUAUCAGAAAACCGAAAGGAGCAGCGACAGAAAGAGGGCAAGGAGAAUUCGGGUGGGAAAGAGGAUCGUGGCAAGGAAGCCACCUCGGCUGCAUCUGGGGCAACGGACUCGCAGGAGGACACACUGCCUAAUAACGAAUCCGAAGACGAGAUCGAUGUACAGGAUGACACCGUAGGAGGCGAGGAGGGUCCUGAAGAGCGGGGUGAGGAACCUCUCUCAUCCCCGAGUCCUACCCAUCUCUCACAGGCCGCGGAGUCUUCAACAACGUCUUCGCCUGAUCCUCGCCGCUACGACCCGCUGUACGACAGCAUUCAUGCCCACGCCGCGGCCAUGUCUCACCUCCAUGUUCCUACUCCAGUAGUUACAUCGUCAGGCGGGUCUUCAGUCUUCUCGGGGCAAUACCAACAUGUUCCCCUCUCUGCUGCCAUCCUUACCAAACUGCCGCCAGACGCAGAACACCUCUACAGACCUUACGUCUCGUGAGACAGCCUGCAGGAUCAUCUCAAUUCUUUUUAAGAGCACCGUCAGCGCCUCCGCCAGUCUACCCAGACUCCAAAAAACACAAAAACACUUCACCGAGAAUCCCUAAGGGUCAAUUCACAGAACGUACACGGAAACACUCGAA
This is a messenger RNA of Cherax quadricarinatus, 1771 nucleotides long. Its product is annotated as motor neuron and pancreas homeobox protein 1. The record is from RefSeq and is a predicted model, not a curated record. Gene Ontology annotation, biological process: neuron projection morphogenesis; regulation of DNA-templated transcription; central nervous system development. Gene Ontology annotation, molecular function: sequence-specific double-stranded DNA binding; DNA-binding transcription factor activity, RNA polymerase II-specific. Gene Ontology annotation, cellular component: nucleus. Lineage: Eukaryota; Metazoa; Arthropoda; Malacostraca; Decapoda; Parastacidae.